CGCCCUGUUGCAAGACAAUCCAUGUGCGAUGUGCAGAUCCGUGGCACCUCACCUGUGUGGUGCCUGGAGGUAGUCACCUGCAAAUGCUCGGCAUCGCGCCUGCUUAAGUAGAGUCAACCGUCUUGCAGAUGACAGCUGAUCCGUUUCUGCUCACCUUCUUCAUCAUGUCAUCCACAGCGCCCAUCAAGGUCUUGAUCACUGGCUUUGGCCCGUUCAUAGAUGUCACGACAAACCCUUCGUGAGGAGAUAGCUGCCAGGCUUCCAGCCUCGAUCCCUGGUCUAGAUGGCGAAUCGAUCCAGUUGGUCGUUCCGACCGAUCCAAUGCCUGCAGCAUAUCACGACAUCAAGGAGCAGGUCACAGUCCUGAUUGAGACUCAUUCUCCCAACCUCGUCGUGCAUAUGGGCUUGGAAUUUCCUGACAUUCGUCGCAAGGUCUUCACACGUGCUGUGAAUAAAAAGGUCUUCGCAAAGUCACCUGUCUCGCUGUCAACAACCCUGGACACCGAUGCUGCGGAAGAGAUCUGGCGAGCCGGCUGCGCCUCAAUCACCCUUGCAACCCAGAAAGGUUCGCAACAUGACGCCAAGAAGGGAAUAAGGCCAAGGUUGCAGAACGUGCUUGUACAAAUCAGCGACGACAUUGGGACCUAUGUCUGUGGCUUUUGUUACUAUGUAGCGCUGCUCCACCUUCAGAGUCUUACCGGCAGACGGCACGCAGUGUUCUUCCACGUUCCGCCGCUAGAGACUGAGGCUGACAUAUUGGUUGGCGUGAGAGUGACACAAGAGGUGGUUCGCGCACUGGUCUAUGUCAUGUAA
Molecule: messenger RNA, 813 nt
Organism: Macroventuria anomochaeta
Lineage: Eukaryota; Fungi; Ascomycota; Dothideomycetes; Pleosporales; Didymellaceae
Exons: 2
Coding region: 220-813 (197 amino acids)
Biological process (GO): proteolysis
Source: RefSeq, a predicted model, not a curated record